Messenger RNA from Pyricularia pennisetigena, 783 nucleotides. RefSeq lists its product as uncharacterized. The coding region runs from base 1 to 783 and encodes 260 amino acids. Lineage: Eukaryota; Fungi; Ascomycota; Sordariomycetes; Magnaporthales; Pyriculariaceae. Gene Ontology annotation, molecular function: carboxylic acid transmembrane transporter activity. The record is from RefSeq and is a predicted model, not a curated record. The transcript is spliced from 2 exons. Gene Ontology annotation, cellular component: plasma membrane. Gene Ontology annotation, biological process: transmembrane transport; carboxylic acid transport.
AUGGAGCCGUGGGAGACCACAUGGAUUGAACAGGACCCCUCUUUCCUUUCUCUCGGCGGUCUGACCGACAAGUUGAAAAAGGUCUCAGACUCCCGCGUUCUUGUCUCGUCCAAGUUCCUGGUCUACAGCCAUACCUCUCAGGACAGCUACACGACCUUUAUGCUCUCGGAGAAGGAGCUCGGCAAUGCCGGCGCGUCUCGCGCCUCGAUCUUGAUGAAGGCCGGAGCCUGCGUGGGUGGCACCAUCAUCGGUUACGCAUCGCAGUGGCUGGGACGCCGCCGCGCCAUCAUCCUGAGCGCUCUGAUCAGCGCCUGCUUGAUCCCUGCCUGGAUCCUGCCCGCCGACGAGGCCUCGCUCUCGGCCUCGGGCUUCUUCAUGCAGUUCUUUGUGCAGGGCGCCUGGGGAGUCAUCCCCAUCCACCUGAACGAGCUCUCGCCCGCCGCCUUCCGGUCGUCGUUCCCCGGCAUCACCUACCAGCUGGGCAACAUGAUCUCGUCGCCGUCGGCCCAGAUCGUUAACGCCAUCGCCGAGACCAACUUCAUCCGCAACCACAAGGGCGACAUCGUCGAGGCCUACGGCCCGACCAUGGGUAUCGCCACCGCCAUCAUCGCCAUGGGCAUCGUCACCUGGACGGCCUUUGGACCCGAGCGCAAGGGUCGCAAGUUCGAGCAGGAGCUGCCCGCCGGCGCCGCCAACGUUGUUCCGGAAAAGACGCUGGAUGAUGACUUGGAGGCGGGCCACGUCGGGGAGAAGCCAGAGGCUACAACUGCUGAAAAGGCAUAA